CUUGUGUUCCUAGACCGCUGUGUUCCUAGACCGCUGUGUUCCUAGACCGCUGUGUUCCUAGACCGCUGUGUUCCUAGACCGCUGUGUUCCUAGACCACUGUGUUCCACUGUAUUAGAAUCCUCUUGUCUUUCUGAGAGGAAGACAGCCAUCGGCCGCCAUUAUGACGGAGUGGACACUCCUCAAACGUCUCCUGGACGCCGUCCACCAGCACUCCACCAUGAUUGGACGCCUCUGGCUCACCGUCAUGGUGAUCUUUCGCCUCCUCAUCAUUGCCGUGGCGACUGAGGACGUGUACGCCGACGAGCAGGAGAUGUUUGUGUGCAACACCCUGCAGCCGGGCUGCACCACAGUCUGCUAUGAUGCCUUCGCGCCCAUCUCACAGCCGCGCUUCUGGGUCUUCCACAUCAUCAGCGUCUCGACUCCGUCUCUCUGUUUUAUCAUAUAUACGUGGCAUAAUCUGUCCAAGCUGCCGCAGGGACACAGCGGGCAGGGCCAGGGGGUUAACCCAAGGGACAUGCCUCGAGAYGGGGGGAAGGAUGGAGGUCGAGAGGCAUUCAACCGGAGCUGCGACUCGGAUAGCUGCUCCAUCCGUUCGCACCGGCACUUAGGUCACAGCUUGGCCAAUGUCUUGGAGGGAAUCGCUGCCCAGAGUCAGCGCCUCCUAAAGGGAGCUGCCACCACUACAGCCACCACAGCCACAUCUCUAACCCAGGCCAGGGCUCGCGUCUACAGGAAUAGCCACUACGAUGCACCGGGGGGUCCUGGAGGUGGAGGAGGAACCGGAGGCGUCCUCUCCAAGUACUACGUGUUCCAUGUGUGUUUCCGGGCGCUGCUGGAGGUGGGCUUUGUCAUGGCCCAGUGGUUUCUCUUCGGCUUCCGAGUGCCCGUCCACUUUUUGUGCAAGGCCCCACCCUGUACGCAGCCYGUGGACUGCUACGUGUCACGGCCCACAGAGAAAACCAUCUUCCUCCUCUUCAUGUUCUGCGUGGGGCUCUUCUGCAUCCUCCUCAACCUUCUGGAGCUUAAUCAUCUAGGAUGGAAGAAGAUCAGACACUCAGUGAGGCUCAGGGAGGGAGGAUCAUGGGGGAAUUAUGGGGUAGAGAAAGGGAGGCAGGAAACCUUUGAGACUUUCUCUSCCGACAGCCCCUCACUGAUGUCGUCUCUCGGCCUUAGGGAUGUCACCAGUACGACGUUGCUACCGACCUUGGAUCUGGUAGUCGACCAUCGGCCUGACUGGACCUGUGCUGGGAACUGUUCCCCAUUUAAUAAGGAGCCUGAUGCUGGUAUAGAGACAGGGCUGCAGCUUCCCAACAACCAGGAGCUCCAGAGAGGAGAGACACAGCUUCUGAAGAGCCAAGGGGAGGGCUGGAAGUCCAAGCUGCGCAGUACAGAGGUCUGGAUAUGAAUGAAAGAAUUGAAACGCUGUAUAGUGCUUUGGCAUUAUUCCAUGACAACUACCAGGAAAUGACUUAUGUUACAGUACGCUGUAUUUGCAAGUCCAUACAGAUGUACUGUGGUACUCAUCACUGGUAAUGUUGUUUCCCAAGAAAAUAGAGAAAAUACACCAGAGUACCUGAGUGUCUGAGGUGUGGAUAUGAGCGAACAUUUGACCAAGCUUCCCUCAGCACUGUGCUGUUUACAACUGUGGYUCUCAAGCAUUUAUGACGCACAAAAACCUUUAGGAAUAGUGACACAUUUUGACUGACUUAAAAUUUUUGACUAAARCUAGAAUAGAACAAGUCGUUCCAGCCACAACUCAAAAGAUUUCAGCCCUCACCUGCCAUUUGGGAAUCACUGAUCUAUAGACAUGAUAUACUUGGUGAGUCUUAAAACCUGAAAUCCACUAAAAGGAUGAAAAUGUACAUUUUCCACCAAUGUUGUACCUUACCAAGGUCAGUUCUAUGCGUGUCAAUUAUUCAUUUAUGUGGAAAAUGUUACUUUGUAGCAUAUAAUUUGUAUAUUUCAAUUGAAAGCUAUGGAAGGGCUGAAGUCAAYUCCAUUUCCACUCAAGUCUAUUCAGGAAAGGAAUUCAUUGUCCAUCACUUUCAAUACCUAUGAGGAUUUUUAAAAAGUUUUCAUUCACUGGGUUGGUCAUU
This is a messenger RNA of Salvelinus sp. IW2-2015, 2097 nucleotides long. It is a transcript of the gene gjd6, whose product is annotated as gap junction protein delta 6. The record is from RefSeq and is a predicted model, not a curated record. Gene Ontology annotation, biological process: cell-cell signaling. Gene Ontology annotation, molecular function: gap junction channel activity. Lineage: Eukaryota; Metazoa; Chordata; Actinopteri; Salmoniformes; Salmonidae. Gene Ontology annotation, cellular component: connexin complex.